AUGACGUCACGCGUCGGGAGGAGCGCGCGUUCCGGUGACGUCACCGCGCAAAGCGGUGGGCGGGGCCUCGGCGGGAACCGAAAGGGAAAGUGGGGGAGGGGCGCGAGGAGAGCGCGAGACCCCCCCGGGCCGCCAUGGGAGCCUGCGCUGGCUGGAGGGCGAGGGGCUGGACACGCUGGACCUGCUGGUGCCCAACUGGGACCACCGAGGUCCCGACGAGCAGCUCUGGGAAGCUCCGAGGCGCCGGGGGAGCUCCGGAGCAAAGGGGGCAGCGAAGCCUCGGAUGCCCCACCCCUAAAAAAGCCAAAAAGGGGGCGCGGGGACCCCCCCAGAAAUCCCGCGGGACCCCCAGAGCCGCUCCCCAGGCUCAGAAGGGCACCCAGGAGUGCAGGAGCCCCAAAAUCCCUGUGGGGACCCCCCAAGUUCCUUCUCAAACCUCGUCCCAGCCCCAUCAGAGCGCUUGGGGGUGCAAACUUCCCCCUUGGGGCCACCAGAGUCCCCCCCAGGGCCACCAGAGCCAUCCCUGUGACCCCUCCCAGCCCCAGGGGUUCAAACUUCCCCCUUGGGGCCACCAAAGUCCUCCCCAGGGCCACCAGAACCUUCUCCAGAGCGACUCGUGGCCCCCUCUGGGCCCAAAGCCCUUUCCAGGGCCACCACGGCUCCCUCAGUGACCACCAGGGCCACCACAACCCCCUGAGUGACCAUCAGGGCCACCAGAGCCCCCUCAGUGACCACCAGGGCCACCAGAGCCCUCUUAGUGAUCACCAUGGCCACCACAGCCCCCUGAGUGACCACCAGAGCCCUCUCAGUGACCACCAGGGCCACCACGGCUCCCUCAGUGACCACCAGGGCCACCAGAGCCCUCUCAGUGACCACCAGGGCCACCAGAGCCUCUCAGUGACCACCAGGGCCACCAGAGCCCUCUUAGUGACCACCAGGGCCACCAGAGCCCCCUCAGUUUCCCCUCAUGUUUCCCCUCGGGGUUCCCCUCACGUUUCCCCUCAUGACCCCCCUCAUGACCCCUCCUCGGGUGACCCGGAUGCUCUGGCUCUUUCCCGCCAGCUGCGGGCGCUGCUGCGCACGCGCCCCGCGGGGCUCUCGCUGUUCCAGCUGCGCGCGGCCUACAGCGCCGCCUACCGGCGCCCGCUGCCCAUGGGCGGCGCCGCCUCCGCCCGACUGCGCCUGCGCGCGCUGCCGGGCCGCCCUUGCGCCUGCGCGGCUGCGGCGUGCAGAUGCGCUGUCCCCAGCGUCUGUCGCCCCCCGUAUCGCAACGUCCCCGGUGUCCUCAGCCUCUGUCACCCCUUGUAUCGCGACAUCCCCGGUGUCCCCAGCGUCUGUCGCUCCCCGUAUCGCGACAUCCCCGGUGUCCCCAAGCUCUGUCACCCGCCAUGUCGUGACUCCGGCGAUGUCGCCAACCUCUGUCACCGCCCAUGUCGCGACACCCACAGUGUCCCCAGCUUCUGCCACCCGCCAUGUCGCGACUGCCACAGUGUCCCCAACUUCUACCACCCGCCAUGUCACGACAUCCCUGGUGUCCCCACCCUCUGUCACGCCCCGUAUCGCGAUGUCCCCGGUGUCCUCAACUUCUGUCACCCCCCGUAUCGCGACGUCACCAGUGUCCCCAGCCUCUGUCACCCCCGUAUCGCGACCACCACAGCGUCCCCAACCUUUGUGACCCCCCGUAUCGCGACACCGCGAUGUCCCCAACUUCUGUCACCUCCUAUAUCGUGA
Catharus ustulatus (Swainson's thrush) is the source of this 1731-nucleotide messenger RNA. RefSeq names its product atrophin-1-like. The coding region runs from base 1 to 1731 and encodes 576 amino acids. Lineage: Eukaryota; Metazoa; Chordata; Aves; Passeriformes; Turdidae. The transcript is spliced from 5 exons. The record is from RefSeq and is a predicted model, not a curated record.